GGAGUUCGUGUGACGUAUCGCUGACAGAAGAGUAAAGAGCGUCGAUGUAGUCGGUUCGCUUCGUUCGUGGGAGAAAGAAACAGAUCAGCACAGUGGCGUUUGCUGAGGCACCCGUAGGACUUCUGGGAACGGGCAGGCUAAUGCAGAAAGGCGUUUCCAGAACGAAAAUGAUUUUCCGCUCAAUUCACCGGGACGGAAUGAGCUCUGGGUCCACUAGUCGAGGUUAAUGCCUGGUGUUAACAGUGUGGAUUGUACAUUGUGCGGAGCAGUGAUCGUUUUUUCCCCUAAUUGUCCGUGAUUGUUCAUCUUCAUACACUUGUUGCGUACGAGAAUGUGUACUGUGUGGGUCGAAAAUCGGACCUAAAGUGAUGUGAAUUCGUAACUACUGCAGUGUUGUGUUAAAAAGCAUCGUGAUUGGAAUAGUUUUGGAGAGAGCUAAUAGUAACAGAAGCGAAAAGUGAAGCUAGUUUCCGGGAAAAAGAAAUCUUCCAAUUUCGAACUACUGUUCCUGGAAGCGACGUAAAAACUGUUUCUCGGAAUUUGACAGCAGCACAAGCCGAUCUUACGCACACACUCGAAUCGCCGAUAGUCAGACGAGAGUGUGUUUUGGAUGUGUUGUGUUUGAGCUGCGACGCUUUGCAAUACGAAGUGCUGAACAAAACAUAAUACAGAAAAAAAGUGUAACACUACUACAGGAUAUAAUCAUCAUGAAUCGUAUUGUGUUUGUAGUAUUAAUCUGCUGGGUGAGUUGCGUGACUUCAAAAAAUCGACUCGAAAAUGCCGCCGCGCUAGGAUGGAUAAUUCCAACAGAACCCAUUUACCGGGAGGUAAAUGAUUCUUUCUCGCUGCAAUGUACGCUUAACAUGCGUUCCGCAGAGGCACGAUGGUCAAACAGCAGCAAUCUCAUGUUUUUCCAAGGCGAUGUACCAGUACCGCGGGAACAAGUGAAGAUACUUAAUGAUUCCACCAUUGAGCUUGUGGUAGAGAAAGCGGAUCCGCACAUGAACUUUGCAUACACAUGCAAAGUCAACGAUACGCAGGGUGUGGGUAUCCGCAGCGUCUAUAUUGGGCAUAAACCGCGAGAGGUAAAGGACUUCAAGUGUCGUGCUCCGCUCUGGGAUAAGCACAUGGAGUGCACCUUCACACCGGACCCCAAUUCCAUGGCUGCAACGUAUGAAUUGGUGUUUUAUUUUAAACCAAUUAUACAAAAUUUCACCUGUAAACUGGAGACAGAUGAUCAGACAAAUCUUACGAAGUGCAUCAUCAACGUCGAUACGGGAUAUCGAAAUGUCAACGAAAAAUACUAUUUUAUUCUGACCGCGUCCAACCACCUGGGCACGCUAAGCCAACGCUUCAUUAUAAAUCAUUUCGACGUGGUUAUUCCUCAUCCGCCGAUCGGGUGCGUUAUCGAGGACGUAACGUCAAACAGCGCAGUACUUAAGUGGAGCAAGUGGUACAAGUACGAUGGGUUCAGUCGAAAUUUUAUCUGCGAAGUUAAGCUGCUGUCAAUUUUUGAUAAUAACGUAUGGCGCACAGUAAGCAACGAGGGAUUGCAGCUGAACCACCGGGUGUAUACACUGCCUUUGCGGAAUUUGCCGUACGCCGCGACACCGUACGACGUGCGCAUUAGGAUGCGUACCAACUCGACGGAGACCGGUAGUGAUUUGUGGUCAAACCAUACGAGCUGCCUAUUUGACACCUUGCCCCGCAAACCUGAUAUGCCUCCGGAAGUGGCCAUCGGCGCCUUUGAGAACUCGAACGAACACCAUCUGUUCAUAUACUGGCGUGAGCUGGACGACUGGCAGCAUAACGCACGCAGUGGAUUCCACUACAAUAUCACUCUGAUUGACCAGCACGGAAGAAUUGUCGAACACCUUAACACCACCGGGGGCAUGAUCGAUCGACAUCAUUUAGUUGACAUGAAUUACACAUUCGUAAUAAAAAGUGCCAACCCGGAAGGUAUGUCCGAACAAGCCAGCAAGGUGUUUGUUCCAGCUCGUCGCCAUCGCCUUGACAAGCCUUCAAUCGACAAGCUGCUGUCGGAUUCGGGCAAAUUUACGCUGUCCUGGAAACCACCUUCAAGGAUCCACUCUCCAAUUACAAGCUACACCGUGUUCUGGUGCAAUACGACUAGCAACUCUCCGAACGAUUGCAAUGGAUCCAUAAACUUUACCAGUGUUGCCGCCGACCAGACCACUUUCGUGCUGAGCGAUGUUGGGUCUACGAUUAACUUUGCGGUAGCUGCUAACGCUGGACGUGUGUCGUCGGGGAUGGUGUGGGCAGCGUGUACAGCUACGCACAAAACCGACAUUGGCAAACUGAAAACUAUCUGGAUCAGUGAGAUGGAUUCGUCGCAAAUUCAUCUCAAGUGGAAAACGGAAUGCGUUGAUGUGGCACAUGUGGGAUACAUGAUCUACUACUGUUCGAUCUCGUCUCCACGUACGCUCGGCUGCAAGGAACCAGAGAUGAAGAUUAAUGUGACGGAUAAGACUCUGGACCACUUUCUGUUGGAAAAUCUCCAUCCAUACGUGACAUACAAAAUUGAAAUUGCCAUGUACUCCGAUACGCACAUUGGGCCACGCAGCGUGCCGUUAGUAAAUACUACUAUGGAAGCAGCUCCAUCACCGCCACGAAACUUAGUAACGGAAAGAGUAACAAAUAACAGUAUAUCCCUCCACUGGGAACCUCCGGCACACAUAAACGGUGGAAAGAUGUUCUACUGGGUGUUUUACAAUGGUCAAUUUUUAAAGCAUGAUGUUGAGGAACCGAGUACAAAUGUUACAUUUACGCUCGAUAAUCUAGACGCAUUCACUGAGUACAAUAUCACGGUCACUGCUGAAACGGUGAAACCUUCGAACAGCACUGAACCGGUGCAUGCUCGAACGCUGGUAGGGAAUCCGUUAGUGAUCGGACAGCCGAGUACGAACAGCUCGAACGAUUCCAAGCUAACGAUUGGAUGGAACUCGCCGUCGAAACCUUCUGGCUGUGUAGAGUUUUACGAAUUAAAGGUGAAAGCCAAUCAGAUAAUUGUGUACCAACAGCGCAAGACGGAAUGUCAACUGAGGGAACCAAUAUGCCAAAAUCGAGACAGCUCAAAGUACGAGUUUCUGGUGCGCGCAGUAAACGUUGACGUUACCGGUCCGAUAAAGACUGCUUUCGAGGAGCUGUCGUGCAGUGAUCGCUGGACGGAGCUGAAUAAUAUGUGGCCCGAGCUAAAACGCUUCGUAGCGCACGCAGAAUGUGGAACGAGCGACGCGAUAGCCAUGCAAUCGAACGGAUAUUCUUGGCUUAGUGAACUACCACCUAAUAUUCGUCUACACUACGGUCCGUGGUCUGAACCGUUGGCACACUGGUGUUCGAUGGAGAGUAAGAACACGUUGGCACUUUUUAUCCUGGUAGGCAUUGCAAUUGCCAGCGGUAUAGCGAUGUUUAGUUACUCGUACGUUAAGGUGAAGCAUGUUCUGCAAGUGAAGGUUAUCAUACCAGACGGACUGAAUGAUAUAACAGGAUCCGGCAAACCAUCCGGUUUUGGCGCUGUUAUUGGGCCAGCGGGUAUCAUCUUUACGGAACAUCACCGCGUCGAUCACAUCAUAACGGGUGGUUCCACCAAAGAGGCCAGUUACAGUAAGGAGCAGAAUCAAUGUCUGUUACCGUCCUCGUCCUCCUCGGGUGGUAGUAUAGCCGACCUAAGCAGCCAUGAGCCACGAUCUUCGGCAGACUAUUGUAGCAACAGUGGAUGCUGUGAGGACGACAGUACAAGCUUUUACGAUCAGGAAGCAGAAAGACAAGACCUACACGGGUACAGUGACGAUACUACGGAAUCUAUAGAAAAUAGCCACGAAACGCACCAGGGCAGUAGUACUAGCAGCAGAUCGGCAGCAAACGAUGAUUUGGGCUCAUCUUUUGGACGCACCAAUCUUGGAACCGUGAAUCAUCUGCCAAUAAUGCCUGUAACAUCGAUGGAAGGCAAGAGUAGUCAGAACAGAUCAUCAUCGGCCAUGCCGAUUACUGUCACUUCAGGCUACGUUCCAGCACCGGUAGUUAAUACUGUUAAACAACCCAUCAGCUCAAAUGGCUACUUACAAAUCGGAGCCCUUAAUAACGGUGGCAUGAUGGCGCCUUUGGAUACGAUGCAGAAAUCGUACAAUGCUAAAAUGGCAGCCGCAGCACCAAUAUCAGGAUACGUGACGCAUAAACAGUUAUCAGACUAUGGGCAACAUUUGAAAUAAUUCGUUAAACACAAUGGAUUUUACAAGAAUGAUCUUUAUCUUAAAAAGUAGUUAUGUUUCCAUCGCAGGGAAUGUCGAAUUGUGGCAGCACCACCUUCUGGGUGAAAAUGUUGAUUAAGCUUGAAUCUUAAAACGAGAAAUAGUGUUACCCCAGGAGCUUUGACCCGUAUGCUCGUAUUCCUUAAACACAGAUUUUCUCUUACAUAGUCACAACCGCUCACUUAUACACACACUCACACCGUCACAGGCGCUCACAGAUGGAUUGGGAAAUUAAAAUGAGCCAUUUUAUCACGGUUGUUAAACCACAAGUACUGCUGGAUAUGUCAACUAUAUGUCCUUAAACGAUAAUAUCAUUAUUAGCGUGCAUUGGUUGAUAUCCCCAUCGCCGACGAAUCAUUAAUUCUUGGUUACAAGAAUUGAUCUCAGUGAAAUUAGGAAAUCGCUCAGUGCGAAUAGGUGGUAGAGAGGUGGUCAAGGGACGUAUGCAUAGCGGGACGCUUUUUUAUUUCUUUGCUCAAUUUAGGACCGAUGUAACCGAUGUGAGCCACGGAAAGAAUCCUAUUCGUACCUGUAUGUGUUCGUACUGAUGAACAGCAACACAGAAGAUAGCCGAGCUUAGUGUUUAGAACUGACGAACUAAACAAUCCACCAGCGCGCACACACACACACACACACUCCCCACACACCCACAAUCACUCAUGGUGAUGGUCACCAAUUUUGUCGUAAUCAGGUAUAAUAGACGUAUUUGUGUAUGUGUGUGUACAUGUUAAAUGGGGUACGGUGUUUAUCGCAUUCACCUUUCACCACAAAUCUCAUCUAUGCGACCUAUUAAAACAUCCUUUUCCUGAACAAACUUAGCUGUUUUUCGGGCCCCGUGUGUACGUGGGGGGGGUCUCUUUUAGUUUUUAUUCAAACCACUUGCUGUAAAACUACUGUGUAAAUGAUGUGUGAAAGGUCUGAAAAAUAAAAUGCCAUCCGAAGGACACGAUACUUACAAUCAUA
This is a messenger RNA of Anopheles gambiae (African malaria mosquito), 5231 nucleotides long. RefSeq names its product cytokine receptor (gene dome). Gene Ontology annotation, molecular function: cytokine receptor activity; protein binding. Bases 708 to 4229 code for a protein of 1173 amino acids. The transcript has 9 exons. Lineage: Eukaryota; Metazoa; Arthropoda; Insecta; Diptera; Culicidae. Gene Ontology annotation, cellular component: membrane. The record is from RefSeq and is a predicted model, not a curated record.